GCUGGGCCGGCGCGUACGGCAGUGAGCGGUUUCCUAGGUGAUGGGGGCAGCGUUGCGCGCAGGCGCAGAGCUUCUGGCCUCGCGGAUUCUCACGUGCGCAGCCUGCGCUCUGUCUUGGCCCCUACGUGCUUCCGUAGAAAACACGGUGACUAAUAACGGCCUGCGCCUGAAACCCCGCCCUCCCGUGCCCCGGGCCGUGCAGCAGUCCCAUAGGUGGACGUGCCCAGCCGGGUUCGGAGGGGGCGGGGCACAACCUGCAGCUUCGCCCCCUCCCCCCCCCCCGUGUGUCGCAAAUUCCAGUCCGGGCCGGCAAGGGUGGGCUCGGUACUUCCGGGGCGGGGGUGGUUGGGGACUUGCACCGCCCACCCCCCGCCCGCCGUGUGAGGCCGGAGAGCGACCGCCUCGGAGCGCAUGCGCGGUGUGGGGCUGCAGCGAGGCGCUGUUUCCGGCUCGCAGGGAGCCAGUCUGGGAAGCUGCCGCUGCCGGGUAUUAACUAUUCAUCUGUGUACCUGAUGCUGAAAUUUGUUCCUCUUUAAAUUGAGGAGACCAUUGUUAUGAUUCUCCGUGACUAAGUACCAUUCCCCCCAUCGUUACGUUGCGUUACAUUAUAUGCCAAGCUGAUACAAUGAUGAAUUCUCAAAGUUUCUCAUUACCAACAAUGGUACCCAGUAGCUCUGUUAUUAAUAGCUCCAUGACUAGUAACUUAUCAACAAACAAUCCACCCAGCAAAUCAGUUCUCAUUAGCAAACCAUUUAAAUGCUCUGAAUGUGGCAGGUCUUUUGCCCAGCUGACAGAGCUGGAGCUUCAUGAGAUGUCCCACGCUGCGGAGCGACCGUAUCACUGCGAGCUCUGUGGAAAGACCUUUGCCCAGACAUCAGCUCUGGUGAAGCACCAGCGCGUUCACACAGGAGAGAAGCCUUACAAGUGUCCCAUGUGUGGGAAGACCUUUGCCCUGUCCUCUGGCCUGGUACUGCACAAACGCAUUCACACUGGCGAGCGACCCCACACCUGCCCGCUCUGCGCCAAGAAAUUCAUCUCCUCCUCCCACUUGGCCCUGCAUCUGCGCUCGCACACGGGUGAGAGGAAGUACAAGUGCAAUGUGUGUGGGAAGCUCUUCCUACAGUCCUCGCACCUUGUGAGGCACAAAGCAAUCCAUACGGGGGAAAAGCCCUUCAAAUGUGAGGACUGUGGGAAGAACUUUGGGCGUGCCUCACACCUGAAGACUCACCGACGUGUCCACACAGGGGAGAGGCCUUUCAAAUGCACCCAGUGUGAGAAGGCCUUCACACAGAAGGCAGGACUGAUCCUGCACAUCCGCCUUCACACUGGUGAGAGGCCCUACAAAUGUGAGAAGUGUGGGAAAAACUUCCGUUCCUCCGCUCACCUCAUGUCGCAUCAGCUCCUUGAGUCUGGGGAGAGGAAUUUCAAAUGUACCACAUGCAGUAAGGCCUUUAAACAGGCCUCAUCUCUCAAACAGCACCUAAAAACACAUGAAGCCCGUGAGCCUCACCGCUGUUCUGUUUGUAGCCGAACUUUUUCUAGGUCCUCUUAUCUCCAGCUUCAUAUGAGAACGCACAGUGGGGAGAGGCCCUAUCAUUGCAUGGUUUGCAACCGGACUUAUGCCAAAAUGUCUACAUUUGAGAAACAUUGUAAAAAGCAUCAGCAGGAUGAAGAGGGAUGUGACAUCAGGCCCAGAGCAAUGACUACAAGGGCAAAAGCACUGGCUGAAAAGAAAAGGCAGGAACAGAAACAGCAGCACCAAGAUGACCGCCCAGAACAACAACAUCAUCAGCAUGACAGAGAGCAGCAGCAAGAUGGAGAGCAUUUCCUGCUCUGUCAGCUGUCUUCUCCCAGUGACCAGAAGCCCAGGAUGCAGGAUCGACCCAGAAAUUGUAAAUUAAAAAAACAAGUUCCAGGAGUAUUUCAGAGUGGAAAAAUGAAAGUAUGCUCUAUUAUGCCCUGAAUGUUACACUAAUGUAAGUAAGGCUGGGCAAAUCAUGUAGAUUGAAAUAUAACUCUUAGGAGAGAGCAAGUUCAAAGAUGUGAUUAACAGAAAUAAUGCCAAUCCCUGUAUUUUUCAGCCUAAUGCACAAAAUUGUUUUCAUGUCUCCUCCCUCCCUCCCUCCCAAAAAUGAAAGUAACUUUCCAUACUGAAGUAACUUGUAGUACCUGAUUCUAAUUACUCAUGAAUUUCAAGAUCCAUCCAAUGGUGCAAUGAAUUGGGGUUUUUUUUAGGAGGGUAGUGUUUUCCCUGUUGGAGGUGGGAAAGCUUUUUUGAUGAAGUGCCACCUUCCCCAUGGAACGGAUUCACCUCCUUCCUGCUUUCUCUAAUCAUUUGUGUGUUUAGAAGAGAUUGGGUCAGUCCUGACACAUGGCCCUUAUCCUAGCCCCUUAUCUUAGUCGUUUGCUGAGAAAAUAGUAAUGGGGUUAUUUACAAUAGAGCAGUUUCCCACCAAAGUAGGAUUCAGAUGUCCAAAGUGACACAAGCUUGGUCAGUCUCAUUCAUCACAAUGCUCCUCUAAUUCACUCAUCAGGCUCUAAAAAAAUUGCAGUUUGUGUUUCAUUGUAAAGGAACAUGGCUAAAUAAUAAUAAUAAAAGACCUUGUUUCCCUUAAAACAGUGGUUCCCAAACUGGGGUUCGCAAACCCCUGGGUGUUCGCAGAACGUUACAGGGGGUUCGCCAGAAAAAUUUCACUAAUGGCUGCCAGAGGACCCCAGACAUUCGAGGCAGCAGGUGGGAUCCAAUUGCAGGGCUGGCAGGCCGAGCCCCAGGGAGAGCGGGGCCGGGCGAUUGGGGCUGGCAGCCUGCGCCCAUCAUCGGGGGAGCCGGCCAUCCGAACCCCAGCGCUCCAUGCAGGGCUGGCAGCCAAAGCCCCAGGGAGAGCGGGGCCGGGCAGUUGGGGCUGACACGCUGAGCCCCGGCGGUCAGCGGGGACCUGCAGCCCGAGCUCAGUGGAGCUCAGUUGACCAGGGCAGUCAACGGGGUUUAGCAGCAGGAGUCCCGUGGAGUGCGGAGGAAAUUUAAACUUAAAUCCCUGGAAAUAUUCAUUUUUAGGAGGGGGUUCACAAGAUUUCACAAUUUAGUGAAAGGGGUUCGCAGGCUGUUAAAGUUUGGGAACCAUUGCCUUAAAACAUUCUAGUAACAUGCCUGAGAUUGGAAUGGUUUACAAACUGAAAGCCCAGUGACAUACAUCUGUAGCAGUCUCAGUGGCUGUUUACAGUGGGGGACACUGUGCUGCUGGAAUGAACACUUAAAUUGGAGCAAACAGCAAAUACCAGCCUAGGAGAAUGAGGGACCAACAGAUGUAUGGAUUUAAUCCUUUCCAGAUUAAUUUUGUUGCUAUCAACGUACAAAUUCAUAGCUUUCCUUUGGCUCUCUCCUGAGUGCACAUACCAUUAACGAUGAACAAAACCAUGCAUUUUUGUAAGAAUGCUGUUAUCAGGAUACCAAUACAAGACA
This is a messenger RNA of Dermochelys coriacea (leatherback sea turtle), 3460 nucleotides long. RefSeq names its product zinc finger protein 501-like. The record is from RefSeq and is a predicted model, not a curated record. NCBI's taxonomy places the organism in Eukaryota, Metazoa, Chordata, Testudines, Dermochelyidae. The coding region runs from base 626 to 1963 and encodes 445 amino acids. The transcript has 3 exons.